AUGCAGAGUGGCUCCUGCAGUUGUUGGAAUUAUUUUACACUACACUACACUCAUAAUGCAGUAAGAGUGACUCCUGCAGUUGUUGGAGCUGUUUCACACUACACUCAUAAUGCAGUAAGAGUGGCUCCUGCAGUUGUUGGAGCUUUUUCACACUGCAUUCAUAAUGCAAUAAGAGUGGCUCCAGCAGUUGUUGGAACAGUUUCACACUGCACUCAUAAUGCAGUAAGAGUGAGUACUGCAGUUGUUGGAGCUGUUUCACACUACACUCAUAAUGCAGUAAGAGUGGCUCCUGCAGUUGUUGGAGCUGUUUCACACUACACUCAUAAUGCAGUAAGAGUGGCUCCUGCAGUUGUUGGAGCUGUUUCACACUACACUCAUAAUGCAGUAAGAGUGGCUCCUGCAGUUGUUGGAGCUGUUUCACACUACAUUCAUAAUGCAGUAAGAGUGGCUCCUGCAGUUGUUGGAGCUGUUUCACCCUACAGUCAUAAUGCAACUCAUAAUGCAGUAAGAGUGACUCCUGCAGUUGGUGGAGCUGUUUCACACUACAAUCAUAAUGCAGUAACAGUGGCUCCUGCCAUUGUUGGAGCUGUUUCUCACUACAUUUAUAAUGCAGUAAGAGUGUCUCCUGCAGUUGUUAAAGCUGAUUCACCCUACACUCAUAAUGCAGUAAGAGUGGCUCCUGCAGUUGUUGGAGCUGUUUCACACUACAUUCAUAAUGCAGUAAUAGUGUCUCCUGCAGUUGCUGGAGCUGUUUCAAACUACACUCAAAAUGCAGGAAGAGUGUCUCCUGCAGUUGUUGGAGCUGUUUCACACUGCACUCAUAAUGCAGUAAGAGUGACUCCUGCAGUUGUUGGAGCUGUUUCACACUACACUCAUAAUGCAGUAAGAGUGGCUCCUGCAGUUGUUGGAGCUGUUUCACACUACACUCAUAAUGCAGUAAGAGUGGCUCCUGCAGUUGUUCGGGCUGUUUAA
Protopterus annectens (West African lungfish) is the source of this 972-nucleotide messenger RNA. Its product is annotated as histidine-rich protein PFHRP-II-like. The record is from RefSeq and is a predicted model, not a curated record. The transcript is spliced from 2 exons. NCBI's taxonomy places the organism in Eukaryota, Metazoa, Chordata, Ceratodontiformes, Protopteridae. The coding region runs from base 1 to 972 and encodes 323 amino acids.